Orbicella faveolata is the source of this 2944-nucleotide messenger RNA. Its product is annotated as gamma-butyrobetaine dioxygenase-like. NCBI's taxonomy places the organism in Eukaryota, Metazoa, Cnidaria, Anthozoa, Scleractinia, Merulinidae. Gene Ontology annotation, molecular function: oxidoreductase activity. Gene Ontology annotation, biological process: carnitine biosynthetic process. The record is from RefSeq and is a predicted model, not a curated record. Gene Ontology annotation, cellular component: mitochondrion.
GGCAGAUUUAAUCAGCCGGUGUCAGUUCUAGGGUACAAAAAUUUUUUUUUCGUAAUCUUUGGUCUUUAGGCUUUCUUAAAAUGUACACUCUAUCGUGGUUUGGAAUCAAAUCUUAGGCACGAAAAAACUUUGAAAAAUGCUGUGUUUUUUUCCCACCUUAAAGUUCGCAAAGAAUCUUGGGUGAAGACUGAGCCGUCACGCUGCGUCACACAAACAGUUUCGAAUAAUCAUGUUCUCUCGCGUGAGCUAAGGCAUCUAUUGCACCAUAGUGGUUGAAAUAAUCAUGUUGUCUCGUGUGAGGCAACUUUGCAGGACCCAAUUCAUCAACCGUGCUCGAUUGUUAAGCCAGAAUUCGCACGUAGUAGGGGUGACCUCAGCUGCUCCGACCUCCAAGCCUCUGGUCCAAAAACUCGAAAACAAAAGCGAACAUGGAAUGCUGCACGUGACAUGGAGUAAUAACUCAGUGAAUCGUUACCCGUUUGCUUAUCUUCGCGAUAUCUGCCGAUGUCCCGAGUGCUUUCACGAGUCCUCUUUACAGCGUUCUUUUGACACUGUAGGCAAGUUAGAUCUGAACAUUCUGCCGGAAAAAUACGAAGCUGCGCCCGAUGGGGGUCGGAUCAUCAUUACAUGGCCCGACGGACACAUCAGUACCUUUGAGUCUGAGUGGCUCCACUCGCGACGAUUGAGCGAACGGAAAGGAUCGAACAGUAAAAGAUCUACUCUGAACAGAGACGGGGUGGAGUUCUGGAAUGCUGAAAAGCUACAAGGCAAGAUUCCGAAGAGCGAUUUUCACGAGAUUAUGGAGGAUGACCGGGCCCUGUUCGAGUGGCUCAAGUCUUUGCAUGGUGUAGGUAUUGCACUCGUCACAAAUACUCCUCAGCAGAUUGGACAAGUAGAGAAAUUGUCCGACAGAGUUGGACAUUUUAAGACUACUCAUUAUGGCCAUCACUUUGAAGUAAAGGCGAAGUACGAUGCUAACAACUUGGCAUACACUUCUAAUUUCCUGCCGUUACACAUUGACUUGCCUUAUUACGAUUACAUACCAGGAGUUCAGUUGUUGCACUGCAUUGAACAAGCCCCUGGGAAUGGAGGCGCGAACCAGUUCGUAGAUGGAUUCCAUGUUUCACUGGAACUACAACAUAAACACCCGGAAAAGUUUGAUCUCCUGACAAAGGCACGAUUCCAGUUUGUCGAUGUUGGAAAAGACAUGUUUGGAGAAUUUGACUAUCAAUUUGCACGCAACACAAUCGAGUUGGACGAAAACAACCAAAUCGCACGGUUUGCUUUUAACAAUCAUGUGCGUGACUCCGUAAUGCUUACUGCCUCCCCAGAGGAAACUGUUCGACUUUACGAAGCUUAUCUCACGCUCGGCAAAAUGUUAAGAGACCCAGCCAAUCAAAUCGAGCACAAAAUGGUGCCUGGUGAUAUGAUCUCUUUUAACAACAGCCGUGUGCUGCAUGGAAGAUCAGCGUUUACAGUAACUGGGCAAGGAAGUCGCUUUCUCAGUGGAAUCUACAUGGACUGGGACAUGAUGUACUCCCGUAUGAGAAGACUCGCUAAAAAAUUCAACAUUCCAUUUAAUGGCUAGAGAAACAGUCGUCUUAAGACAAUUGUUAAAUCCGAAGAUCAUUCUUUGAAGGUUUAUUUCGGGAAUCAUAUAGUUUUGCUAUAAAGGGCUCUCUUAUACCAACGGAACUAUCCAUAUGAUAAUAUUAGUGAGUAAAUACAGAAAAGAGGGAAAUUAAAAGAAAAGAAUCAUUUCCUUCGCUCUUGCAAUUUCAUUCCUGCAGGACGGGCGAACUUGAACGACUUUUGUCACUAAGAAAGCUUGUUUUUUUUUUCUUUCUGUUUUUCGAUCGCAUAUCAUCGUGUUAGACUCGUAGUCGAGAAGAGUAUUGCUACUUUAUGCAGGUGGAUGCUCCACAGGUUUUCUUCAGCAGACCAGAAGCCGGUAACCUUGAGUGGACCCUGCCUAUUGCCCCUUUCUUGGACCCUCAAUUGUGAGAGUUCCUGAAGUUUCCAAGCUUAGGUUAACGGCCAUCAAAGUAGGUCCUGAGGGGUGACUAGGUGUGGAAGAAACAUGACAUCACCUUCCUCUUAGGUCCCUUAUGAUCGCUUGACUUCAUCAUGCAUGAGGCAUUUAAUAUAAUUUUUUUUCUCUUUGUCUCACUAGAUCGGUUUUUGUACUGUACAACAAAACAUAAGGUACUGGUAUAGCAGUUGGUCUCCAAUCUGACUGUUAAAACAAUGGGCGAAUUGUAAGUGCGUAAAGAAAAUCUUUUCUAGCUUGCCUGCGUGGCAGGCGUUAAACGGGGGAGGGGAAGGCAAAACGCGUUUUAAUUUUUGCCUCCCUACCCCUUCCCCGUUUUUUAGCCUGCGCGACAGGCGUUCAUUUCCAAGCACUUGAAGGGAAUGAAUUUAAAAACUGCGAACGAGUGCGAAACAAUAAGGAGCAGAGGGAGGGGGUGGGGCAAAACAUGAUUCCUUUCCUCCUCACCCCUCCCCCUUCUUCUACAUUUUUUGCUCACCCCCUCAUCCCUUCACCCCGUUUGUUCGUUCGCUUCCUCGAUCUUCCCGACUGGAAAAUGGAAAGGAAACGUCUGCUAAAUCUAGAAGAUCUCUAGAAGAUCACGGAAGACUUUAUCGAAUUUGGCUUCUCCGAGCUAGCCACGCACCAACACAGCGGUCAAACGUCUGCGCAUGUGCGGGCAAUCGAGCAACUUAAAGGCGGUUAAAAUUUUUUCAUGACAUUGUUGUUUUCGUGGAUCAUCGGCAUCCUAUAAAUGACAUUUUCCUCGUUAUUUAUAUAUUUGUUUAUGUUUUAGCCUGUACAACGAGAGCUAGCAGAAAUUGCUCUACCUUCUACUUGUUGCAGGUCUUUCUUUUCCGCGGUAUGUAUUUUCCGUGCUCCUUGAAUUUUUUGUUCGCCUGGACUUUGCAUUUA